Molecule: messenger RNA, 2436 nt
Organism: Cannabis sativa
Lineage: Eukaryota; Viridiplantae; Streptophyta; Magnoliopsida; Rosales; Cannabaceae
Exons: 7
Coding region: 120-1895 (591 amino acids)
Cellular component (GO): nucleus
Molecular function (GO): zinc ion binding
Source: RefSeq, a predicted model, not a curated record
AAACGCUUUAGUUUGAAGAUCUCCCUGUCUUUCUCUACCAAACUCUCUUUCACUUCGUUAAUAGUUUCACUUUCACUUAUUCUGUACUAUUGUAAGUAAGGCCUUCGACGAUUACGGACAUGGACGAUUCAGACAGGAGGUUUCAUGCCCUAAUGGACAGGAUAUUCAACACUCCCAAGAAGGGUCAGAAAGAAUCCCCUUCCAGUUCAUCGGAUUUACAAACACCGAGGGGUGAAAAGCUUGCGGAUUCGCCGUCUUCAUUGGCAUUGAUGGAAUCAAAUGUAGGUGGUAAUGUCAGAGCUGGACCGUCCUAUCAGGGUCCAGAGUGUAGGCCAUGGGACCGUGGAGAUCCUAUGCGGAGAUUAGCCACAUUCAAAUCGAUGACAUGGUUUGCUAAACCCGAGGUAGUAAGUGCCUUAAAUUGUGCUAGAAGAGGUUGGAUCAAUGUAGACAUGGACACCGUAGCUUGUGAAACAUGUGGGGCUCGUUUACUUCUUUCUACACCUUCAGCUUGGAAUCAGCAGCAAGUUGAGAAGUCGGCUGCAGUAUUCAGCUUAAAACUGGACAAAGGGCACAAAUUACACUGUCCUUGGAUUGAUAAUGUCUGUGCUGAGAAGUUGGUUCAAUUUCCACCAACACCACCUCCAAUUUUAGUUGAUAAAUUUAAAGAACGUUGCUCUGCUCUCAUGCAACUCUCUGCUCUUCCUGUUAUUUCAUCGUCAGCCUUUGAGUACAUGAGAAGUCCUCAACUUGAGCAAAUUAUUGAACAAUCUUUAGUGCUGGAGUGUGAGAAUGGUUGUGCAGACAUGUCAAGAGUAGAGUACCUCAGAGAUGAACAUGAUGUGGAUUCUGAGAAGAAAUAUUAUCAGGCACAGAAGCUUAUAAGUUUAUGUGGCUGGGAACCACGCGUACUGCCUUACACAGUGGAUACUGGGAAUAAAUCAAGUCAACCCUCAAAAGAAAAUGUGCCAGAGUCACCUAAUUCAGCUGCUCAUGAUCUGAAUACCGAAAUCCAUGUGCUAUCUACUAGAAUUAAUGAGCCUACAGAGGCAAAUGAGAAUUCCAACAGUCCUUAUAUGCCACGAUCUGAUCCCAAUUCGGCUGCUCUAGAUUGCAGGCUCUGUGGAGCUAGUGUAGGAUUAUGGGCUUUCUGUACAGUACCAAGGCCUAUGCCUAUGGAACUGAUCCAGCUGGUAGGAUAUGGAGAAAUAAAUGGUGGAAACCAUUCUGAAAUCAAUGAUUCUCGCACCGAAACUAAUUCCAUAAAAAGGGGAGAGAUUAUACUUGCUGAUUCAGAUAUUACAACAUUGACUAAAGAGAGACAUCAAAGUUUAAAUCUGACUAUUGCAGGGGGUCCUCCACCAACAAAACAGAACUUUAAAGCUACAGUUUCCUUGCCUGUUAUUGGUCGGAAUCUUAGGGCUCGAUUUUUUUCUGAUUCUAAAUCGAGGGAUCCUGUAGUCUCUGAUCAAGAAAAAGAACAUGUCAAUGAAAAUGGUGAUGACCAAAACACAUCAGGUGUAACAGGUAACAGUGGGGAUGGUGAAGGCGAGUUGCAUAUUCCUGUAAACAACGGUCUUGUUUCUCAUGAUACUGGGAGCAAUCUAAUAAAACAAGUGUCAUCAGAUAAUAAAAUGGAGCUUGAUCCCGUCAGGCAGCACAGACAUUUUUGCCCCUGGAUUGCAUCAACAGGCAAGGGGACACCUGGAUGGAAACAGACACUAUCUGCUUUACAACGUCAGCAAAGGAGUUCACCACCUUCAUCUGAGAGAUCUCCAUUGUCAUCUAUUAUUAAGGUAGACGAUCCCCUUGCAUCUGUUAGAAAUAUUUUUAUGUCUCCAUCUGCCAAAAAAAGGAAGUGUGAUGUUUUAUCAACCCCAACUACUGAGAAAUAGGCAAGGAUUGGAGAUCUCAUGUUUGGUGAAAUGAUCAGAUGAAAGUUAAUUUCUCUGAUCAUUGAUCUCUUAUCUUCAGUUAAUUUAUCUGCAUUUGCUGCCAAACUACUGCUUGGAUGAACAUGGUGAAACUUCCAUUGGAGAAUGACACAUUACCUGCUAGGCUUCGAAAUUCAAGAAUUUGGUAUCGAGAGGUUCUUUAAAGCAAGAUAAGCGGAUAAUUGUACUACAUUAUUGUGUUGCUCAAAAACAAAAAGAGAUGCAAAUAUCAUUGUGUUACUCCAGCAAGCCACAAUUUUUCACUACCACCUUUGAGUAAGGGCGAUUGAAACCUCUUUCUGCAACAACGGCUCUCUUGUCACCUAUGAGCUUGGCCACCCUUCACAAGUGGACAAAAUUGUUGUUAGUGCAUUUAUUGAGAGGCUAAAAAGGAGUGUCUGAAAAUUUGUGCUGUCAUGGUUUGUAAGAAAAUAAUCGAGACUUUGAAUUAUACAUUUUUAAUCCUUUCCAUAUUAAUAUCACACAAUUUUGAUUGCUUUAA